AUGGCCAGCCCGUACUUUGUCCGCCCUGCGACCGUCGAGGAUGUGGCAACGUACGAGAAAGCGGCCGACUCGGUGAAGGCAACUCCUGAACUUUAUCGCAAGAACCUCUUUGAGACGCCGUAUGCUCAUACGCUCCUCGCGAUCGGCGGGUCGCCAGACGCCCCAGGAAAAGCGAUAGGCCUCGCGAUGUACUUCUUCAACUAUUCGACCUGGACUGGGCGGCCAGGAUUAUACCUUGAGGACCUAUACGUUGACCCCACAUACCGCGGGAAGGGCGUCGGAAAGGCUCUCUUCGCGGAGCUGGGCAAAGUAGCCGAAGAGAAGGACUGCGCACGCAUCGAUUGGCAGGUCUUGAAGUGGAACCAGCCGUCGAUCGACUUCUACGAGAAGACGCUGGGGGCGACGGCCAUGUCCGAGUGGAUGGGCAUGCGUCUCGAGGGUGACCAAAUCCAGAACCUCCGGAAGUUCAGAUUGGAGUCUUCGUGA
Molecule: messenger RNA, 486 nt
Organism: Trametes versicolor FP-101664 SS1
Lineage: Eukaryota; Fungi; Basidiomycota; Agaricomycetes; Polyporales; Polyporaceae
Product: diamine N-acetyltransferase
Exons: 6
Coding region: 1-486 (161 amino acids)
Biological process (GO): protein acetylation
Molecular function (GO): N-acetyltransferase activity
Source: RefSeq, a predicted model, not a curated record